AAUGCUACAUCUUAAGUAUGUACUUGAAACAUCUGUCAAGGAAGAUGAGGAAGGCAAUACAAAAUCUGUUGCCUAUCUACCCAUAAAGAUUGGAGAAUUUGUAACUGAUUCUCAGAACAAUACAAUGCAGUUUAAUAAAAGCUAUGUGUUAAUGGAAGAUUCUUCAGCAGUCCUGGAGGAUAAAGACCAGCUGAUGAAUCUACAAGGUUUUGAACCUAAGGAAAAGAAGCCCCUAGCCUUGAAUUUGGGCCUGCUCGAUCCACAGAAGCCUGUAUCUUUAUGUGGGCUUAAGAGAAAGAACUCAAAGCCUACUGAGGAACUUGAAGAUGAAAUUAGAAAACUCAAGAAGCGAGUUGACGGGUUAGAGAAGGAGCUCCAAAAUGCAUUGCAUCAUAAAACUUCUUUUCACGAUCUAGAAGAUGAAGAAGAAUUUGGCUUAAGCGAUCAUGAUAGCUCUUCCUUCCUGAAUGAUAGCCUGAAUAUUAGGACCAAAAGCGGGAAGCUAUCUGUUGGAACAGACAUCGCAUAUCUGUACUCUGUACCAUUAGUUAGGGAACAUAAUUCAAAGAUACUUUCAAUGGGGCUUCCAAUAGACCAUAAUGCUGAGAUCGAUGAGAUCAUUAAAGUGUUGAAUAAUACCAACAAGGCUGUUGGCUUUAGGAUGGAGGCUGCCACUAUUGAUUCUCUCCAGAACCUGCUAAUGAUAAAGCCCAAAGUUGUCCAUCUAAGUUGUCAUGGAGAGUUUGAUAGAGUUGAAGAUACCUAUUAUCUUGCAUUUGAAUCCAAAAAGGUCACGGGAAUGAUGGAGAAGUUGUCGAUGAGCAGACUAAAGACCCUUUUCUCCACACAGACUCAGUUGAAAUCUAUAGAGUGUCUUAUUGUUAGUGCAUGCCAUUCCCAAAAGAUUGGAGAAAUGAUGAAGGACUCAGGAGUCCCUGUUGUUAUCUGCAUAAAUGCUCCAUUUAAAAUUCAAGAUGAAGCAGCUCGGUGAUUUGGCAAAACUUUCCAUCAAGCUUUGGUUCAAGGUAUGAGCUAUAAAGAAGCUUUUAAGAAUGCUAGGAACUUUGUGAGAGCUCAUCAGGAAGCGCAUGAAAUAUACUCAUGAUGCUGUGCUCACCCACAUAAGCCAGAUUGCUUAUGGAUGGAGAAAGCAAAGGAAGUCGGAGAUUUGCAGGCACAUAUGCUACAUCUCCCAGAUUGUACUUGUCAUUUACCAGGAAACCUUCAUUACUUCGAAGGUAAAAAGCUUUGAGGAAUCGCGGACAAGUUUCUCGAAGAAUAUGCUACUUGGGAUUACUAUGAGCCAAAUGAAGAAAGGCCAGAUUGUACCAAUUUAUGCUGCUGAUCACCAGAGAUGCCUCAUGACGAAAGUAUGAAGUUCCUACUGUUAUGUGACCAGAAAGAAUAUUUAGAUUAUAAGCCCUUUGAAGAUCUUGAGGACGGCCCAAUAAAUAUUAUUAACCAACUUCCAACAGAGAAUGAGCCUGUUAGAGUUGGAAACCUUUCUGCUGUCGGAAGGAACAAAGUGCUCCAGAAUAUUGUCGACACUCUUUCCUACUCCAGUUCAACUGAAUGCAGAUUAGUCCAUAUUUAUGGUAAGCCUGGAGUUGGAAAAUCUUUUAUUGCAAAACACGCUGCAAAAUACUUAUUCGAGAGACACAACUUUAGUCAUGGGUGCGUCUAUAUUGAGCUGAAGAACAAGUAUGCAGUUGGAGAGAAUCUAAGCACUCUUAUAUGUAACAAUCUGGGGCUGACAACAGCUAACAAGGAGACAUUGUGAAGAUAUAUUUCAAAGUCUAAGCUAUUAAUAAUAUUGGAUAAGUCAAGUAAAAUUUCCUCACUCGAUCCAAUAAUGCUGAAUAGGACUAUAGAAUAUUUCUUAGAUAAUACUGACCUCCCUCGGAUCAUUUGUAUCACAGAUAAUAAGAAGGAUGUGACACUUGAACCCUCAUUUCAUUAUGAAGUAGGAGAGCUUGAGCCAGCCGAUGCCUCUCAACUUCUGCUGCUCUGAGCAAGCCAAUACAUUGAUGAGCACAACCGAGAUAUUAAUAAUCUGUCGGCUCAUGAAAUAUUCUCCAUAAUUUCAAGGAAUCCUUCAAGCAUUGUAAGAUUCUCCCAAUUCCUAAAAUCAACACCAAAUACACUUGACGCCAUUGUUAAUAAAGAAAAGGAAAAGAUAAGUGAGUUGAACGCUAACAAUAAUGCCGGCCAAGAAGAAAUUUUUGAGACCGAUGAAAGUUCAUGGGUCAUCAAACAAAGUUAUGACCUUCUAAUAAAGUCUCAUGGUGAUGACAUCAUGAUCCUCUUUGUAAUCUGUCAGUUGCCAAAUGGAGUUUUUGAUAGCGACCUUGAAGCUAUCUUUUCUAAUAUCAUCCCAAAAUGGAAGUACUUUAUUAGUGCCUUGAUCAAACAGAAGAACAAACAAACACUGGAUUGUUCACAUUCUGACUCACAUAGCGAGGAAAAUGAUCAAGAGACUUCAUGGCUGAUCACAUCAGAACCUAUUGAGGAGAUUUGUGUGAAUAGGUACUAUGCUUACCAGAUAGUUUACUCCUUCAUCAACAGGACUAUCAUAACUCAGGAGGAGAGAAACGAAGCUUGUCAAUUGGUUCUAAGACAUUUGUCUAAAUUAUCCAGGAAGAUCAUGAGAUCUAUGAGAAAGACAGAGAUCAAGAUUCUCUCUCUGUCCAAAUUUACUGCAUUAAUAGACGUUGGUUUGUGGAGUGACGUUGACGAUUACGAAGAUCCCAGUAAAUAUUACCGAGACUAUGAGGAUCUGUACGAAGAUCCAAAGGUUUAUUUCUCUUAUCAUGAGCCAAACUUUCAGAAGUUCCUAGAUAUAGAGUUCAUUAGGAUAGCUUUUCCUCUAAAAGAAUACAGAAAUGAUGUCUUCAUGGAUAAGAUCCUCACACCAAGGAUAAGUGAAGAAGAAAGAGCUAAAAACAAGUACAAAAAGGAUCUGAUGGAUAAGCUCCAAGAUCUCAUGAAAACCUUCCCUACUUUGCUAAUUGUGCAGAACAGAAAAGAAGAAGCUUUGUACUGACUAGAAAGAUGAAUGAUUAUCUGAGAGAAAUAUUAUUUCAUUAAGACGAAGGCUAUUCUCACACUGAUGAUAGCCUCGAUUUACCUAAAUGAUAAGCACAGAGAAUAUAAUGACGUGUUCUCUAAAGCUAAAAGUGCUCUGAACAUGUUCAUAGACCAGCACUGAGUUGAAGGAAGAGCUGAAGCAAACUUCCUGCUUGGCAUGCUUUGUAAGAAAAAGAAUAAAAUGAUGGUUAAGCCAGAUAUUAUUAACUUGAAGAGACAAGCCAAGUCUGAAAUUGCAUUUGAAACAAACUUGGAUCAUAUUCCUAACAUCUCAAGAAGUGCUUCAGGGCUCAGACAGGUAACUGAAGAGGAGAAAAACUACCUUAAUGUUGCUAGACAGCAAUUUAUUGAGCUUAAACAUGAUUACGGCCUUGCUAGGGUGUGCCUAGCAGUAGCAUUGUGCGAGCUUGAAUGAUGAGGAUAUUUGGGAGAAUUCCUUCAAGCUCAGGGCGUUGAAUCAUUCAAAAUCUCAACUGAUGAUAUAAUAGGUCUCAAAUUUAAAGAAGGAGGAAUGAACCAAGACAUUGAAAGAUAUCUACUAGCAGCUAUUGAAGGAUUUCAGAAAUUCAGGGAUUAUCAGAACUUAAUAUCCUGCUACCUGAAACUUGGAGAAUACAAACUCGCUGUAAAAGCCUAUACUGAGGCUAAGACCUAUGCUGAGAAAGCAGAUUCAAUCUCCAAGAACUACAAUGAACAAUAUUUCAGAGCUGACUGAGUAUCUCUAUUAGACAGAGUCAAUGAGAAUAUUAGGAAGAAGAGUCUGAAUGUGUUCGUGUUCUUAAAGGCUUUCCCCCUCGUAGACCCCCUUGAUAGGAUGCACAUCGGACCAAUCACUCAGAAGCAUAAUAACUUUAAAGAAACCGUGCUGAAGAAUAUGAAGAAUGAAAAUAAAGUCCUACAAGUAAAGUUCGAUGUGCUUACUCGAGAAAGCUUGAAUAGUAUUAAGAACCAUGGAUGCAGAGUCCUACAUCUAUCAUCCGACGAAUCUAGAAUAGACGAGCUUUGAGCUGAAGGAAAAGAUGGAACCUUGGAUCCGAUUAACAUUGAAGAACUACGGGAUCUUAUCUUCCCAGUUGGAGCAAUGCUGAGUAUUGAUGUAGUAUGACUCGCAAUUCCAAACAGCAUGGUAUUAGCAGAAAUUUUCGUUUCUUUGGGUGUUCCUCAUGUGUUAUGCUUCAAUUUCUCAGAAGAGUUCAUGGCCUCUUCUUCCAAUUAUGAUUCGCAAAUUAAUGCUCCGUAUGAAUGAAUGUAUUCUUUCUGCCAAGAGUUCUACAAAAGACUUGUAAGAGGAGACUCAGUACAAAAGUCUGUAAAGCAUGGAAAAGAUUCUCUAAAGAAUUGCCUGAAAAACAUCAACAAAAAGUUACAGAUCUGCAACCUGACUGAUAAGAUGAUUGGGGAUGGUCCAGUCUUACUUCCUGAGGAUUACGACCAUGAUCAAUCUUUGUAUGGUAACAAGCACUGGGAGAGCACAGAAUUGAUACAAGGAAAGCUAAUUGAUAUGUCCAGAAAUAGAGGACCUACCAAUAUCCCAAAAAUGAUCGAGCCUCUUACUGGUAGAAGAAUAGAGAUGCACAAGGUCUCAAAGUAUCUUAAUGAGAACAAAAUUGUGUCAAUUAAUGGCCCAAGUGGGAUCGGAAAGACCCAUCUUUCACAUUCAGCAGCUUAUUUCUUGAACUGAAGAUAUAAAUUUUUGAGUGGAAUCUUUUAUUUUGAUUUGACAUCAGUAUGCACAUCAGAACAGUGUAAAAGAUUACUGAAGAAUGAGAGAAUCGAAAACCAGAUGGAAAACACUCUUUUAAUCUUUGACCAUAUUGAUGAAAUUUGGAAAAAGCAUGGCCCCCAAUUCCGUUGGUGGGUCAUUGAUCUUGCGGAUCGGUUCAAAGCUACUAUUCUAUUGGUUUCAAGGAUUAAAAUAGCUGAGGAUCUACAGGAGAGUGAUGUAGUUAAAGUGAAAGCUUUAGAAUUAGAACCUUUGAAUGAAUAUGAAAGUGCUGAUUUACUUAUUUCUAAGAUGUCUUCAUCAAAAAGAGUGUUAUCGUUAGAAGAACUAUACUGAGACAUGACAACAAUGACUCUACAUGAAGCUCUCCAGCAUGAGCCUAACCUUCAAAACUGCCAGGGCAUCCCUCAAUAUAUCAUAAUAUUAUCCGAACUGCUUGAAUACAACACUUUUGACACAAUAAACAUCAAACGUGAAUUGCCAAACUGGAUCCGUAAGAACAUCCGCCAGGCUACAGCUACCCAGAAGGCCAACCAGAGCCAGUCUCUGUUCAUGAACUCAAACCCUCUAAGGCACAAGGUGACUAAUACUCAAGUUCAACAGCACCAACAGAAGAAGAGAAAGAGCAAGACCAAGACUAAGAACUCUAAGAAAAAAUUUAAAGAGAAAAAGGAUGACUCUAUGUACCUCAGCAAGAACCAAAAGAGGAAACUCAAGAAGAUCUCCGAACAAGAAGAGUACCAACUCAUGUGCGAGGAGAGAGACAGCAAGUACUUUGAUGAUGAAAAGCCUGAGCCUGAGUUUAAUACACCAAGGAGAAUUAAUAGAAACAAGUUCUUAAAGAAGAGUAAUUCUAGUGUUGAGAAAGAGAAAGUGCGAAAUUUUAACAUAACUAAAUCCCAAUCUACAGUCACUAACAAGUAUAAAAAGACCAUCUCGUUUAACAUGGAUGAUAUGCCAGAAGCAAAACCUAAGAUGAUCCGUGAAGAGUCUAAGUCCUCAAGGUCAAGAGAUGGUAAGAAAGCUAAACUGAAGAAUAAGCCAAAGCCUUGAGAAUUUAUACCUAUCAGGGAAUCCCAGUUGAACAAUUCAGUACUGUUCUCAACUCCAAUGAGGAACAAGGAUGAUUUCUUAAUGCCUGAUAACUCUAAGAGCCUUGAUGUAGACGAGCCAUCGUUGAAAAAGAAAGUGCAGUCUUACAAUAUCAAUGUUAUGAAUAAUUCAAGUUUCGACUUUGAUGAUGAAGAAUUGCACCAUGGGUUGUCUGAUCCCUUACUGAGCAAUAAAUAUAAAACCAGUGUCACUAAUGUGAUACCAGAAAGAGUAUCAGAGAACGUACAGUCAUCUAAAGUAUCAGAAAGUAUCUCUGAUGGGCAAGAGUUCAAUCCCAUGAUGAAUACUUUAUUUGUCCCGAAGCUCUCUUCUAACACAGAGGCAAAGCGCAAGAGGGUGAUUUCGUUUAAAAAGAAUAAGAGUGGACAACCACCUGAUAUUGAUGGGAAAUCUCCUAGCAUUAAUGAGAUCGAUGAGUACUUACAGAACUCCGAUGAUGAUAUGGACGACGAAAGCAUCAAGAAAUUUAUCAAAAAGAACAACGAAAGCCAAAAGUUAAGAAAAGAGAGCAUCGAUGAGCUCCUUGGUGACUCAGAUGAACACGAUGUCGAUCUUGAUAGUCUUGAUGCCCCACAUGAAGAGACCAAAGAAGGUCCGCUCCUCAAAAUGAAGAAGAACCGCAAAUCUGAUGGAAUAGAUUAUAAUGAAGAUUUGAUCAACUCAGCAUUACGGAUUAAGCAGAAAGGAAACUCUACAUCUUCAGAUAAGAAGCCUCCACCUUUCACAUGAAAUGUUACAUCCAUAGCUGAUGACAACCUAUCCGAUGAUCUCAACUUAGAUGGGAGUGUAGACCCUUACGAAGAAUAUGAAGGUAAAUAUAAGAAGGGAGGUGGCGGUUUCAAAGCUUCAAAAAAUUCCAAGACAAAGAAGAAGAGCAAGCCAUCAAAGACCGGCAAGAAAGCUAGAAAUUUUGCUAAGAAAACUAAGAACAAGUACGACCCUGGGGCUUCGAAGCGAGCGGCUAGAGAAACGAGUAAAAAGGAUGAAUAA
Molecule: messenger RNA, 6913 nt
Organism: Moneuplotes crassus
Lineage: Eukaryota; Ciliophora; Spirotrichea; Euplotida; Euplotidae
Source: the annotation of a GenBank genome assembly